Molecule: messenger RNA, 1274 nt
Organism: Pseudomassariella vexata
Lineage: Eukaryota; Fungi; Ascomycota; Sordariomycetes; Amphisphaeriales; Pseudomassariaceae
Exons: 5
Coding region: 1-1095 (364 amino acids)
Source: RefSeq, a predicted model, not a curated record
AUGUCGCUUAUUUUCACCCCGCGCAGAGAUGCCGCCGCUGCAUCCACUACAACAGCCACGGCAGAAUCCGCAGAUCGAGGACCCGAACUUAACGUCGCGACGACCUGUUUACUCGUACUUGCCACUGCAUUCGUCGGCCUUCGAUUUUGGGCCCGUCGCAUCACAUCCUAUGCAUACGGCGCAGAUGAUUGGAUGCUGGUUGCCGGUUUGGUGGUAGUUUUUAUUACGGGCUCAUUAAAUUAUGCUAUGAUAUCCUAUGGUCUUGGCCGCCAUGCCUCCGAGGUGCCGCUCGCCGACCUUGUCGUAUUUUUCAAGCUCUUGUUAGCGUUUGAGUGCAUCUACGUCACGGGCGUGAUGCUUAUCAAGCUCUCGAUCUUGCAAAUGUACCUGCGAAUCUUCCCCUCCAAGCAAUUCAAAAUCAGCGCUGCUGCUAUCGCCUUCGUCGUCAUCGGCUGGUGGAUCGCCAUAGUCUUCGUCUGCAUCUUCCAAUGUACCCCAGUGUCCAAAGCCUGGCUGCCAUGGAGCGAAGGGAAAUGUAUCGACCUCAAGGCCUCAUUUAUUGGGAAUGCUAUUCCCAAUAUCUUAACUGAUGUGGCUAUUCUGUGCAUGCCCAUUGGUCAGGUAUGGAAGUUACAAGCCAAGCUUAUACAGAAGCUGUCGUUGUGUUUUGCCUUCUUAUUGGGUAGUUUCGUCUUAUUCGCGAGUAUCUAUCGCUUUAGCACAAUUAUGCAAUUUGAAAUCGCCGACACGACCUGGACCCUAGCAACAGCAUGUACAUGGUGCGUGGUUGAGACCGCCUGCGGCGUCAUUAGCGCCUGUCUGCCCACCCUCCGUCCGCUACUUGCCAAGGUCACCAGCGGCUUCUCCUUGGCGGCCAGCCGCGGAACGGGAGCAAAAGAUUACCAAAACCGCAGUGGCUCCGAGCUUGUCACCAUCGGUGGGGGCGGUAGCCGGUCAGCUAAACGAAACUUCGAGACCUCGACAGGCGACAGGGCUUUCUCCAAUACCGACCUCUUCACCCCGCUCGGUUCCAGGACGGAUCACGCGAGUGAGCGGACAUCUGGUGACGAGUUUCCACUCAAGCAGACUGUCUGACACUGAUGGGACAUGAAGUGGGACAUGAAGUUGUAGGAUCGGGGUGCUGGUGUCAAGAAUUAUGUUAGCGUGUAAACGCUGGGGAUUGAUGAAAUAUAAUGGAUGUAAUGAUGUAGUCGCGGAAGCUGAAUAAACCAACUAAUUUCUGUAUUUGCACAUCGCAUGAUCACGGCUAGUUG